AUGUCCGAAGCGCUGGUUGACGAGAUAGAAGCCAUCAACUCCAUCUUCGGCGACGGGACGCUCGCGCGGGAGCAGGACGACGACCUUUCCGUCUUCGUCCUGACCCUCCCCGGCGACACGGCCUCGCUGCGGCUGCAGUUCCCGCCCGAGUACCCGGACGUCCCGCCGGCCGUCCUGGGGACGCACAGUGCCGGUUCCGCGGGCAAGCGCGGCGCCGCCGCUCGCCACCUGGCCCUGUUCCGGGAUGCCGUCGGCGAGGUGUACGAGCCGGGGCAGGUGUGCCUGUUUGACGCCAUAGAGAAGAGCAAGUCGACGUUUGUCGCCCGCUGCGCGCCCGUCACCUCCCCCUCCCAGGCGGCCGACUUCCUCGCCCACCUGCUGGCCACGGACAAGCGGGUGCGGACGGCGACGCACAACAUCACGGCCUGGCGCAUCCGCGGCCCCAACGGGACCAGCUUCCAGGACUGCGACGACGACGGGGAGACGGCCGCCGGCGGCCGCCUGUUGCAUCUCAUGCAGCUUAUGGACCUGUGGGACACCAUGGUCGUCGUCACGCGCUGGUACGGCGGGCAGAAGCUGGGGCCGAGGCGGUUUGCUCUCAUCAACCAGACCGCCAGGGACGCCUUUGUGAGGGCGGGGUUGGUGAAGGAAGAAGGCGCCGCUGGGGGUGCAGGUGGGAAGAAGAAAGGGGGGAAAUGA
This is a messenger RNA of Thermothelomyces thermophilus ATCC 42464, 699 nucleotides long. RefSeq lists its product as uncharacterized. Gene Ontology annotation, molecular function: protein binding. Gene Ontology annotation, biological process: regulation of translational initiation. NCBI's taxonomy places the organism in Eukaryota, Fungi, Ascomycota, Sordariomycetes, Sordariales, Chaetomiaceae. Gene Ontology annotation, cellular component: cytoplasm. The coding region runs from base 1 to 699 and encodes 232 amino acids. The transcript has 2 exons. The record is from RefSeq and is a predicted model, not a curated record.